AUGGAGCCGCCCGCGGCGGACCCGCUGAGCCCGGACGCAGCGGGGGGCAGGCAGGGGUCGCCCACCGUCGCCGACGCUCUGGCCGCCCUGUCGCUGGACCGCGACCUGCGCGCGGCGCAGAGCGCGCCGGAGCUUCUGGGGUUGUCGCUGAUGCGCAGCCUGAGGGUGUCAGCCGCGCAGGCGCGCGAACUGCUGGAGAGCGACGCUCGUCGGCUGGCGCGGGCCUUCGUGGCCACCGGCGAGCAGAACUCGGUGCACCUCGUGCGGUGGCUGGAGGGCCUCACGCAUUUCGGGGGGGCGCUGGCCGAGCUUGUGCUGCUCCACCCGGGCCACGCGCGCUUCACCGUCACCGCCGUGGGCACGGGCAUGCGCUCGCCCUCCCCCGCCGUCGCGGAGUGGCGCGGGCUGCCAAAGGGCGUCUGCGGCGGGCUGGUGGGCACCCCGCUGCGGAGCGUGGCGUCCAGCUGGCUGGUGGAGUCGCCGGCGCUGAAGGACCUCGCCGCGGUCCUGGCGGCGCGGCCGAGUGCGCAGGCGCCGGUGACGGCCAUCAUCUCGGCGCUGCGCGCGGAGCUCGCUGCUGCCGCUGCUGACGCAGCACCUGAAGCGGGUGUGCAGAGAUGA
This is a messenger RNA of Prorocentrum cordatum, 621 nucleotides long. Lineage: Eukaryota; Dinophyceae; Prorocentrales; Prorocentraceae. The record is from the annotation of a GenBank genome assembly.